GAUACGCUUAACCUGUCGACAGUUGAAGAUGCCAUGCUCACAGCUUACGCCGCCAAAAAGUACCUCUUGCCUCAUCUACUAAGGGAAUGCUUUGUUUUCAUCGAAUCUCACGUGUCUCCCAAGAACGUCUGCCAGGUCUACGAAUUCGCCACCGUCCUCGAAGCACAUCACCUCAUCUACGAAUGCCUCAACAUCAUCGACAGACAGACUCACCACGUCCUCACGUGCAGCACAUUUCCAGCAGUGUCGGUGUCCACCUUGGAGACCAUCGUGGGCAGGCCGUACUUGAACAUCUACUCGGAGUUUUCUUUAUACUCCGCAGUUCAUCUGUGGGCAGAAGAAGAAUGCAAGAGACGAAACGUUGAAAUUGAGAUGGAAAAUCUUCGAAUAGUCUUGGACAGUGUGUUGCCACACGUUCGAUUUCUCGCUAUGACGGCGGAGGAAUUUUGCAAAGGUCCUGCCAAGAAUGGACUGUUAUCUAAAGAUGAGUGUUAUGCCAUUUUCAUGAAUCUUGCCAUUCCGGGAAUUGUUCCCAUGCCCAAAGGACUAUCCUCAGAUAUGACGAAACGGACUGUACCACCAGACUUUUUCGUUGCUUCUAGAUUCAAACCAACAGGAUUCCAUUCUCCUGUACGACCAAUCAGGGUUUGCGGUAUCCGCUUCACAGUCACCAAUCACGAUAUUUUCUUAGUUGGGGUCGGGUUUCCCGUGAGACUGGACACAAAUUACUUCUCAGUUCGGCAACCAAAGUUUGAAGGGAACCUCCGUUUCAUGUACAAGAUACAGGAAGACAAGAUCGAACGAGAAGAUAUGAACGUCAGCUUCAACCUCGCCAGAGACAAAGAUGUCAGGUUGCGGUUACGGAAAACAUAUUACGUCAGGAAGGGGAUCGAGUGCGAACUUGAACUACAUGUAAAUUCCAUGCUGGCCGAGGACGUGGUCAUUCCUAAUAUGCGAAACAGAAAAAAAGACGAUACAGUUGAUGGCAUUACUUUUCAUUUUCAUCAGUUUAAUCGAGGUCAAGCAAAUAAUGCUUCUGAAACAAUGGAAUUUUCCGAGAUCUAUUACUAUUUCUGA
This is a messenger RNA of Uloborus diversus, 1077 nucleotides long. RefSeq lists its product as uncharacterized. Bases 34 to 1077 code for a protein of 347 amino acids. Gene Ontology annotation, biological process: neurogenesis. The transcript has a single exon. NCBI's taxonomy places the organism in Eukaryota, Metazoa, Arthropoda, Arachnida, Araneae, Uloboridae. The record is from RefSeq and is a predicted model, not a curated record. Gene Ontology annotation, cellular component: cytosol.